Molecule: messenger RNA, 1089 nt
Organism: Medioppia subpectinata
Lineage: Eukaryota; Metazoa; Arthropoda; Arachnida; Sarcoptiformes; Oppiidae
Source: the annotation of a GenBank genome assembly
AUGGCCGUCCGUAUAAUAUUAUACGCCUGUUGUGUGACACUAGUGUUGACGGGCCGGGAGUUGACGCCCGAGCGGGUGUUUGUCUCCAUAGCGUUCUUCAAUAUAAUGCGGAUAACUAUUACCAAACAGUUUCCCAAUUGUAUCGCCGCUACCGCCGAACUCAAUGUCGUUAUACAUAGAUUACAGACAUUUUUAAUGCUAGAUGAAAUGACAGAAACAACUUCAGUAGACAAUCACGUGGACAAUCACCAUGAUGAUUUAGGAGUUCACAUAGAUAAGCUUACUGUACGCUGGAAUAAUGAACAACCGGAGCCCACACUGGCUGAUAUUAGCCUAAGCGUAAAACCGGGCCAACUAUUGGCCGUUAUUGGGACAGUUGGUUGCGGAAAGAGCUCGCUGUUAAUGUCAAUACUGGGCGAACUGGCUGUGAGCUACGGACAACUCUCUGUACGGGGUCGGGUGUCGUACGCGGCACAAGAAUCAUGGGCGUUUAUGGCCAGCGUUAGGGACAACAUACUAUUCGGUGCCGAGUAUGACGAGCACCGGUACCGGUCAGUGGUCAAGGCGUGCGCACUCGACACGGAUUUACGGCUCUUUCCCUACGGCGACAAAACACUGGUCGGCGAAAGGGGUGUAUCGCUGAGUGGGGGUCAGAGGGCGCGGGUAGCCCUGGCCCGGGCCAUAUACCACCAGGCUGAUAUUUAUUUGCUGGACGACCCACUGUCCGCCGUGGACGCGCACGUGGCCAAACACUUGUUUCAAAAGUGUAUCGUAGACUACCUGAGCGAUAAGGUCCGAGUGCUGGUCACCCAUCAGAUCCAGUUCUUGAAGGCGGCCCAUAAGGUACUGGUUCUGAGCGAAGGCCGUUGCGUAGCCCAGGGAACCUACGACGAGCUCCGGGCGGCCGGCGUUGACUUUCUCUCGUACAUCAAACUCGUGUCAAACACCGGCACCGACUAUAAACAGUUAACCGCUGGCCUCCAGGCCUACACCCCAUCCAUACCGAGCAGUAUUGGCGACAUGUCUGAGAUGGCCAGCAGUGGUGCGGCGACUGCGGAGGCGAUGGCCCAGGAGUUGGCGGACAUCGAC